AUGAAAGUGUUCGAGUCGCUGAAUUGCUUUCUUUGCAAGAAACCGUUUGCCCGUAUCGCCAAUCAGCCUCGUUCACCACGGAUCUUGAAUUGCGGAUUGGCCGUAUGUCAUGAAUGCUUUGAGAUGGAAAAGGCUAAAUCGUUGGCGACAAACUUUGUAGCACAUCUAGUUGGGAGUUAUCUAUUUGGUAAUGUGAGAAAACAUCAUUGCAACUACACGUGUUGUUACUCGAAUCCCAACUUUGCAUACUAUUUAAUUGAUAUUCUAUCGCAAGAAGAGUCUCUUGCACUCGCUCCAACAAAAGACGGAUAUGUACUUGAGAAGCCAUUCCAAAUUCCUGAAUGCCCGGUUUGCCAUGAGGAAUAUUCAAUCACGGUCGAAGCAAAGAAAUCAAUCGUUCUCGCUUGCAAUCACGCCAUUUGCACGGAAUGCGCUUUGAAUUUACGGGAACUGAAUCCGAAUGAAGUCACUAGAGAGAAUGAGGACAUUAUCACUUGUCCGCUCUGUAGAAAGGGAACUGACACAAAGGUUAAUAAGGCGAAAAAUCUACUGCAAGAUUUCCUGGCUGAGUUGGAAUCAAUGAGAGGAACUUGCGCUGAAUGCGACAAAAAGUACAUUGUUGAUGAAAUGCUUCGAUGCGUUGAUUGCAAAACUGAGAUUUGUGCUAUGUGUGUUUUUAAAAACCAUCGCACACAUAAGGCCUGUCCUCUUUUGGGAGAAAAGGCUGAUGAAAUGUUCGAGACACUAAAAAGCGAUUCAAGAAAUGUCAUCCAGAAAAGGAUCGAAACGCUUGACCAGGAGGCGAAUGUUUUUUUGUCAAGCAAAGUUGGUGACUGUGCUUACUUGGAUGGAAGUGAUCGAAUGUGGAAGAUCACUUCCUGCAAUGAGAAACACAAAUGGUUGUGUGCAACGAAUGCGAUCAUUCCAUCAACGACAGCUCCACCGACGACAGCAUCGGAUCUCGGAUGUGCACCUCCCGAACAGCAACCAUUGUACAAAUGCAAAAAAGGAUGGCAAUACAAUCCACAAACAGGAUAUCAAUACAUGGUUGUCAUUGAUCAAAGUUACACAAAUGCUGAAUCAUAUUGUGUGAAUCAAGGCGGUCAUCUUGUUUCGAUUCACAGUGCUGCUGAGAAUGAUUUUGUGAAGAAUCUUUGCUGUACAUCGGCUUGUCAAACGAGUCACAACAAUUUGUAUGCUUUUUAUUUGACUGGUGGGAUAAAGACAAAUGGAACGUUUAUCUGGACCGAUGGGAGUCCAUUCGAUUAUCAGCACAGUAUUUGUGAGACCGAUGGAGAGGACAAUGAUAUUAUUUAUAUGAUGAACUUUCAAGGAUCUUCCAAUUUGGACAGAGGACUGUCAGCGUUUACUUUCUCCUCGCCAUUUCUCCUCUUCAUCAAUCUAUUUCUUAAUGUGCUCACUUUUUAUAAUACU
This is a messenger RNA of Mesorhabditis belari, 1434 nucleotides long. Lineage: Eukaryota; Metazoa; Nematoda; Chromadorea; Rhabditida; Rhabditidae. The record is from the annotation of a GenBank genome assembly.